This is a messenger RNA of Venturia canescens, 6326 nucleotides long. RefSeq lists its product as uncharacterized. Bases 1321 to 4554 code for a protein of 1077 amino acids. Gene Ontology annotation, cellular component: membrane. Gene Ontology annotation, biological process: transmembrane transport; monoatomic anion transport. The record is from RefSeq and is a predicted model, not a curated record. The transcript has 16 exons. NCBI's taxonomy places the organism in Eukaryota, Metazoa, Arthropoda, Insecta, Hymenoptera, Ichneumonidae. Gene Ontology annotation, molecular function: transmembrane transporter activity.
AACUGUUCCGCGAUUCGGAGGGGCUCUCCCAUCAUCGCUACACGUUACAACAGGCGCCAGUGUUCUCCUUCAUCCUCUCACAAACGCGACGUAGUUUUACUUUUAGUGCGUGAUAAUAUCGAUCAAAAGUCACGCUGGUAUAUAUACAAAUCAAUGAUCAAUGAAAAAACGUCAUUCGCGUCGAGAAAUUUUCAUCUGUUCUUGAAAAAUAAAAAAUAAAAACAAGCCUUUUUUUGUAGUAUGAAUAUAAAUAACGAGAAGAUAAAACGGAAAGUGAAGAGUCAACGUUGGAGUUUGAAAUAAAUAUUAUUUCCCAAGGGAGCUGCUUAUUAUUAAAUAAUAUUUACAUAUUUUAAGAAAGUGAUUUUGUAACAUAGAUUUUUAUAACAUUAAUAAUCUAAUUAUAAGCAUAUACGAUAAUAGAUAGAUUGGCCAUUUGAAAAAUGGGUAAGCGAACGAUUGAAUAAAAAAUUUUUUGUAAUAACGUGCUAUCGAUAAAACAGACAUUCGUAUUCGCAUACAAUUCUAGAACAUAAUUAAACUUAUUUGAUAAAAGUUAUAAAAUGAAAUGUACAAUAAAUAUUGUUAUAUUUGGAACACAACAAAAAGCCUCUUAUCUAUAUAUAUAAUAUAUAUCGCGCGGCGGUGAAAAGGAUCUGGAGCGAUAGGAGGAGCGUUAAUAUCAAACGUAUUGCAAACGAAACGCAAAGAGCAUUUGCGUGUAUAUGGCGGGUCUUUAUAUAUAUAUAGGCGCGUUCAUAAAAUAUAUAUGAUUUCAGUAGCCAACGCGCGUGCACCCCUCGUCGGAACAAUGCGCUCAAUGAAAUCAUUGACAUUUGACGUCACGAGCAGUCUACUUGAACAAAUCCUAUAAAUAUCUAAUAACUUGCUGUUGUAAUUUCGAAUUAAAUUUAUCACACCUCAAACUAAUUUAUUUUCGCGGCUAUUUACGCAGUAUUAAUUUAUCGCGGCUUACAACUAUAUGCAAUUAAAUUAUUUGAGCUUCUCAAAAGUUCAUUUUUAUAUAAACCGAAAACAUACACGAAACGCGUUAUAUAUAAUGAAUUAUUUAUCUGUUAAUCUCUACUAUAUGUUAUUGGGAUGAAUCUCGGGACAGAAAAAAAUCGUCUUUGACUCGCUUUUCCGUUAUAAUCUCAUACUUUCAAUCGCUAUAUACAAAACCCGAUGCGCGUAGUAGUCCACGUGACAUUGUACAUCUGUGCACACAAAACGUAUUAAUGAGACGCCUGUUUUAAUCGAAAAGUUAAUCAACGCCGCGCGGUGAUAAAUAUCGAUGAAAGUGGAAAAUUUUUUCUGUUCAUGGCUGUAACACUAGUUAAAAUUGACUCGUCAUGUCGGAACAUUCUAUGGGUUUUGGUAUUCUGCGGUUUCGCAGUAAACUACAUGCUUCGGGCGAAUUUAAAUCUGGCAAUAGUUGCAAUGGUCCUACCUCGUGAGAAUCGCAUGUCUACAUCGCGAUGCAUCAAUGCCGAUCAAUUAUCACCUCGAAACGUCCCGCUUUUGAAGCGGUCCUCGAUCUUAUCAAACAGUUUGGAAAACUUCCAUUCCAAUUCCUCGCUCAAUAAAUACGACUGGAGCGAGUACGAUCAAAACAUUGCACUCGGCGCGUACUAUUGGAUCCAUUGGCUCACACAACUGCCGGGUGGACUUCUCGCAAGGCGUUAUGGGACGAAAUUAGUUUUCGGCUGGGGUAAUUUAGCAACUGCAAUGCUGGGUCUACUAAUUCCUGCAUUGACACAUGUUCAUCUUUACGGACUCGUUGCUCUCAGAGUUUUGCAAGGUUUCGUAUCUGGUAUUAUAUGGCCGUCGAUGCAUAAUAUGACAGCAAAAUGGAUUCCGCCGAACGAGCGAGGAAAAUUCGUCAGCGCAUAUCUGGGUAGUUCGAUAGGGGCUGCUCUUACGUAUCCACUGUGCGCUCUUUGUAUAGACUGGUUUGGUUGGGAAGCUGCCUUUUACUCGUCUUCUUCCGUUGGCAUUAUAUGGUAUAUUUUCUGGCAUUUUCUCGUAUUCGAUGAUCCGGAGCUUCAUCCGCGUAUCUCGAACGCCGAACGCGAGUACAUAAUAGAAAAUAUUGGCAGGUUGGAAAAUGAAAAAAAUCAAGAUACGAGAAGUGACGUUCCUUGGAAAGAAAUUUUAACCUCGAGACCACUGUGGAUUACGACUAUCGCUCAUUGGGGUGGAGUAUGGGGUUUUCUCACCUUUAUGACCGAAGCUCCAACUUACUUCACCAACGUUCACCACUGGAACAUUAAUGCGACGGGGAUUCUUUCGGGGUUGCCGCAUCUUCUGAGAAUGGCGUUCUCAUAUUUCUUCGGAAUCAUGACGGAUUGGCUUUUGAAGAAGAAAAAACUAUCGUUGACAAACGUCCGAAAAUUGGCUACUUUUUUGACAACCGGCGUCCAAGGCUUAUUGACCCUCGGUCUCGGUCUGAGCGGCUGUAAACCGACAUUCGCUAUUUUUUUCAUGAUGACGGGAACGGCCGUAAAUGGGGCGGUCUCCGCAGGAACACUGGCUAAUCUCGUUGAUCUUAGCCCAAAUUAUGCGAGUGUACUUCUCGGUUUUGCUGGAUUGGUUACAGCCAGCGCUGGUUUUCUCUCACCGGUCAUUGUUGGUAUUCUCACCAAUCACAAUCAAUCAACGGAACAGUGGCGUUUAGUAUUCAUGAUCGCUGCAAUAAAUUUGGGGCUUAGCGGCGUAGUGUACACUUUUUGGGGAACGUCGAAGGAACAGCGAUGGAACGACUCGUUUGAAAAAUCUCCUGACGCGACUAGCUCCGUUGAGUUACGAAAGUUGGAUGAGACUUCAACGAUAACGAUAAAUGAGGUUGUAAUAACGAACAGCGAUACCACCGAUCGAUCAGUGCGUCAUUUCGAGUGUUUUCUUAUUUUUAUUUUUUUAUUUUUGUUUGGCCCCUCGACUGUCGCAGGAAUAUUGACGGAUCGAAUUAUUGAAACGUAUCGAUAUAAUCGGAGUACAAUGGCUAAAGGGAGCGACUGGAUCAGCUGCCGGGAUGUACUUUGGUACAUGGUAUUUUCCGGAUGUGCGAUUAAUUACAUGUUCAAAAUAAAUCUUAACCUCGUUCUCGUGGCAACGGUAUUAACAAAAAAAACGAGAACCACCGUGGGUCAAUGUGCAUUACUGAAUAAUUUGACGCUCGUAUCGAACGUCACGAGUGCACCGGAGACCGUUUCAACGACCAUCAUACCCGAUGAGCUCGAGCAGCACGGCCAUCGAUUUCAUUGGAACGAAUAUGAACAGGGUUUGAUUAUUGGAGCCUUUUACUGGUUGUAUUGGGCCUCGCAAGUGCCGGGUGGUGUUUUAGGACGUCGUUAUGGAGCGAAAAAAAUCUUUGGCGGUGGCAACUUGGUAGCUGCCAUUAUAUGUCUGUUGCUGCCGUUCGUCAUGAAAUUUCACAUAAUCGCUUUGAUUAUUCUUCGAUGUAUCCAGGGUUUUACAAUGGGCGUAAUGUACCCAUCGAUACACGGAUUGCCAGGCAAAUGGGUGCCAUCGAGCGAAAGGAGCAAAUUUGUCACUGCUUACUUGGGUGGAUCUAUGGGUACCGCUAUAACAUAUCCGCUGUGCGCUAUGAUUAUUUACUACAUUAAUUGGGAGGCAGCGUUCUACGUUUCCUCAUUGCUGGGAAUUAUUUGGUUCGUCCUCUGGUGCUACCUUGUUUACGAUACACCGCACAAACACCCAAGAAUAUCGGUCGAGGAACUCGAAUAUAUAGCCAAAAAUACGGCACCGCCGAUUGCUCAAGAAAAAAAACGUCCUGUGCCCUGGUGCUCGAUUCUUACGUCUGGCCCACUUUGGAUAACAAUCACCGCACAUUGGGGUGCUACCUGGGGUUUUCAUACACUCUUGGCUCAGACACCUUCGUACUUCAAUUACAUACACGGAUGGAGUCUCAAUAUGACCGGCAUACUUUCCGGAGCACCACAUUUGGCACUUAUGGGAUUUGCCUAUUUAGUGGCGACGGUCGGUGAUUACCUCUUGCGGACUAAAAAAAUGUCGCUGAGAGCGGUGAGAAAGAUAGCGACGAUCCUUUCGACUGGGUGCCAAGCUGUCAUGUUAAUUGGUCUUAGCUUCAGCGGGUGUACGCCUAGCCUCGCGGUUGCCUUCAUGAUAUUGGGAACUGCCAUGAGCGGAGCAAUGUCAACGGGUACCAUUGCCAAUUUGGUUGAUCUGAGCCCAAAUUAUGCGGGAGUUCUUCUUGGUAUAACAGGUCUUGUCACAAACGCUGCUGCUUUUUUGUCUCCGAUGAUUGUUGGCCUUCUUACAAAUAAUAACCAAACCACGGAACAAUGGCAACUGGUCUUUCUCAUCGCCGCUGGUAAUCUCAUGGCCGGCUGUAUCGUAUACGUUUUAUGUGGAACAUCGGAAGAGCAGCCGUGGAAUCAUCAGCCGUUCGGGGACACAGAAAUUAGCCAAGAAUUAGAAAAAUUGAAACCAAUUCCGAAGAGUACGGAGAACGUUAAGAAAGAGAAAGGGAACGAAAAAUUACCGGAAGCGGGCAACGUAAAGAAAAAAUGAAGAAAAAAAAAUGAUGAACAUAGACACUCGAUUCAUCAUACGAGAAAUCGUUGUAUCGUGAAAUGCAAAUUCGUUAAAAUAAUCGAAUAACCGAAAGAGUGGGCGCGAGUAGACCGGCGAUUUUAGCGGUAGAUCGAGCAGACUCAUAACCACGCUCGAUCGUCGCACGCGCGGUUCAUAUUAAUUAAUAUAAAAAUUCAAUAACUUUGUCAACUUCGAAGCAAUAUUCACGCCGCGCAGCAUUACACGCAUUAUAUACUCGCUCGGACCUUAAAGCCAGCAGUCUUACGUUCAAGUGGUGCUGCGAAAGCAAUCGCGGUUAUUCCGAUAAACUUUAAAACGAAAUAUAAACAUGUAGGGGAGACCGGGGCAAAACGGGAUACCUAUAAGGAAAUAUUGAACUUUUCAGAAGUUUGGGAAGCUCUGUCUAUUUUUUACUUCCAAAAACUAACAAAUGUACUGGAAUUAAAAAAAAAAAAAUCCGAGGCAAAACGGGGUACCCCUCAAAAACUCAUGAAUUUUUUUUUUUUUUUACUAUGAUUUUAAUUCAACGCACAUUGGGUGCAUUUUACACCCGUAACCGAGUACUUCCGACUUACCGCUGUAAGCGUUGAAAGCGAUAUCAGCCCUUACAGCGCUCAAACGUAAGUCGAGCGUACGCUGUGAGCCCUUUUCAGCGCUUACAACGCUCUAACGUACAUCGAACGCACUCUCUGUAAUUCAAUUAAAAAUUAAUUAUAUGAAUAAUAACGAAUAAUGCCAAUGUUUAUUUUGUAAAAAUUUAUAUUCUUUAUCCACUGAAUCAUGGAUUCAGUGCCAAAAUUGUGCAGAGUGGGCACAUGAUUCACGUGCAGGUGUAACCCACACGUGAUGGUCCGCAAACAUAUAUUUGCGAUUACUGUCGUGAAAAAAAAAAAAAAAAAAAAAAAAAAAAAAAAAAAAAAAAACAAUCAAAAUCUAAAAAAACAAGAUAUUUGGAAAAAAUAUGUUUCAUGUUCUUUUCGGACUAGGAUAAAAAUUAAAAAAAAAAAAAAGAAAUUUCUCUGAUUUUUCGGGUAUCCUGUUUUGCCCUGGUAUCCCCUAUACUUCGAUAAACGAACUGCUCGUACUAGUUUCGUUUUGCAACCGAAUAAUAGGGGAGUAUGGGACAAAGUGGCCCACUUAAGGAAUUUAACGAGUUUUGUCGGUUAGCACAUGGUCAUUUACUUAUUUUUAUGACCCAAAAAUGAUUCCACCUCCUUAUUUCUCGAAUAUUGAAAAAAAAAAAAAAAAAAAAAAUUUGCGGCAAAGUGGCCACCGCCUCAAAUGCGAUUAAAAUCGAUAAUUGUCACUUCUUGUUAAAUAGACGUUCCCGCAUGGAACAUUAUUGAAGGCUGCGAUAAACCGAAAAGAAACGAUGCAUAGUAGUCAUCCCUCCUUCGAUGGGAGGAAAAAAAAAUUAGUUGGAAUACUUGGAUAAAUGCGAUUUUUGUCAAUCAAAAUAAAAUAGACAUUUAUCAGUAAAUCGAGAAAUGAUUCUCACCCUCUGCCUCAAAUAGCUAUAAAUUUCUCAGAAAUCAUAGAACUCUCAUCACUGAUCCUGUGCCCCAGAAAUCGUUAUUCCGUGAGUGGCCACUGGCCACUUUGUCCCAGAAUUAAAAAAUGCCCCAAAAAAGUGGGUGGCCACUUUGCCCCAUGUAGGCUCUUAUAUUGGAACAAGUACAUCACAGAUCUGACUGCCUGCUUGCCGCCUCGCCUCGUACGUACAACGGUGACAACGCGCGCGCGUGUGG